AUGGAUGCACAUAUGCCCAUCGUCGCCCUGGUUGCACCUCCCCAUCGCCCACGCGCACUCCCUUCUGUUGCCCACGCUCAAGACCUUCACGUCGCCCACGCUCACUCCCUUCCCAUCGCCAAAACGCAAUCGUUCCGUCACCCACUCUCAAUCACUUCCGUCGCCCGCGCUCACUCCCUUCCCGUCGCCCACGCUCACUCCCCAUCCCUCACCUCCCCAUCCCUCACCUCCCCAUCCCUCACCUCCCCAUCCCUCAACUCCCCAUCCCUCACCUCCCCAUCCCUCACCUCCCCAUCCCUCACCUCCCCAUCCCUCACCUCCCCAUUCCGCCCCACCCCAUUCCGCCUCACCCCAUUCCGCCCCACCCCAUUCCGCCCCACCCCAUCUCCUCCUCACCCCAUUCCGCCUCACUCCAUUCCGUCUCAAUACAUCCACCCUGCUUCUCCUCCCGAUCGCCCUCUCCCUGAUUUCCGACCACAGCCUCGAUCCUAUUUUUCCCCAGCCCCCUCUCCCCUGUUUCCCCCCUUCCCGCCCCCACACCCUCUUCUGCAGGGACAACUGGAAGCGCGUGCUAUAGCUUCUGCUGUGCUCGUGCUACAGUGGAUCAUCACCAGUCUACAGGGCCAACUGCACCGCUUUGCACACGUCCAUUCCAUCCCCCUGUCCCUCUCCUCCCCUCCUCUACUCCCUCUAAUCCCGCUCCUCCCUCUCCUCCCCUCCUCUAAUCCCUCUACUCCCGCUCCUCCCUCUCCUCCCCUCCUCUACUCCCUCUACUCCCGCCCCUCCCUCUCCUCCCCUCCUCUACUCCCUCUACUCCCUCUACUCCCUCUCCUCCCUCUCCUCCCUCUUCUCCCUCUCCUCCCCUCCUCUACUCCCUCUACUCCCUCUCCUCCAUCUCCUCCCUCUUCUCCCUCUCCUCCCUCUCCUGUCUGCACCAGGGAUCUGCUUGGGGCGCUGUGGGCGGAUGGCAGCGGGCAGAGUCACGCAGCAGAGGCGGACGUGGUGCUGCUGGUGUCCCUUACCCCCCUCCUCCCAACCUCUCUUCCUCCCUUCAUCACUUCCUCCUUUCUGGCAUUCCUCCCUUCCGUCGCGAGUCCCUCUCAUUCCUCCUCUGCUCCCUUUACCCCCCUCCUCCUUUCCUCCCCACCUCCCUUCACUCCGCUCCGCCAUUAA
Molecule: messenger RNA, 1173 nt
Organism: Closterium sp. Naga37s-1
Lineage: Eukaryota; Viridiplantae; Streptophyta; Zygnematophyceae; Desmidiales; Closteriaceae
Source: the annotation of a GenBank genome assembly